Messenger RNA from Symbiodinium sp. CCMP2592, 396 nucleotides. The record is from the annotation of a GenBank genome assembly. NCBI's taxonomy places the organism in Eukaryota, Dinophyceae, Suessiales, Symbiodiniaceae.
AUGGCAGAUGCCGAUGAAGAGGAUAGGCAGAACAAGGACAAGAAGGGCGACGCCAAGGCCAGGGACAAGAAGACGGUCGACAGGCACAAGAAGGACAAGAAGGGUGACAAGGAGGCCAAGGACGAGAAGACGGUCGCAAAAAAAUCCAGGAAACAGGUCAGGGAGGAGAAGAAGAAGAGAUCAGCCGAGGCGGUCGCAGAGCUCCUGACUGAGGUGUCUGAGGAGGGCGAUACCGAGUCGGUCGGCAAGGCGGAUGUUGAGCCGGCUGAGCCUGCAAGUGGCAGUGCUGCUGAUCAGCCGGUCGCUGAGCCUGCAAGUGGCAGUGCUGAUCAGCCGGUCAAAAAGAAAGGCAGCAAGUUCCAGACGCCUGACCCCAAUGUCGCUUGGCUAAACUAG